AUGGUGGUCGGCAACCCUUUGAUGCAUGCGGAGGUCCUACCCGAGAAACGCUGCGAGUUCGCAGUAGCCGGGAAAUUACGAAAGCACCGGCGGGAAAUUCUGUCAAUAUUACGGGAGCAGCAGUUUCGGGCGGCGAAGAGAGAGACAGGGAAAUUCUGUCAACAUUACGAGACUCCUCUUCCGACGGGUGGCAAAGAGAGAGACAGGGAAAUGGAUAGGAACAUCCUAGAAAACGCUUGCAGUGAACAGGGAGCUAGAAUGUCUGCAAUGGACAGCUCAAGCAGAAAUGCUGGAGACAUGCUCGAUCGCCUCACACUCACUUAUAACAGAACCCGUCAAGCAUCUAUCACUACAGAAUUGAUAGAGAUUAUUUCUGGAGCAUCAGCACUCGAGGGCUAA
Fraxinus pennsylvanica is the source of this 399-nucleotide messenger RNA. Lineage: Eukaryota; Viridiplantae; Streptophyta; Magnoliopsida; Lamiales; Oleaceae. The record is from the annotation of a GenBank genome assembly.